Messenger RNA from Oncorhynchus keta (chum salmon), 3669 nucleotides. Its product is annotated as DNA annealing helicase and endonuclease ZRANB3-like. The record is from RefSeq and is a predicted model, not a curated record. Lineage: Eukaryota; Metazoa; Chordata; Actinopteri; Salmoniformes; Salmonidae. Gene Ontology annotation, biological process: DNA repair; replication fork processing. Gene Ontology annotation, cellular component: nuclear replication fork. Gene Ontology annotation, molecular function: zinc ion binding; nucleic acid binding; endonuclease activity.
CCAGGGCCUGACGUUCACAGCAGCCACUCACGUGGUGUUUGCUGAGCUGUACUGGAACCCUGGCCAUGUGAAGCAGGCUGAGGACCGGGCGCACCGCAUCGGACAGACCGCCUCCGUCCACGUGCACUACCUCAUCGCCAAGGGAACCUUUGACACCGUUAUGUGGGGCAUGCUCAACAGGAAGGAAACGGUAACGGGCAGUACUCUGAACGGUAAGAAGGAGUACUUAAAGGCAGAGUUGGGGGAUAAGGACAAAUGGGACUUCCUGAAUUUCGCCGAGGCGUGGACACCAAGCGAGACGACCCUGGCAGCAGGAGGAGUGGUUGACAAUGACAAAGAUCCUGUGUUCUUUAACCAUUUUGAGAAGGACAAACAGCACGACAUCCGUUCGUUCUUCUCUCCGGACGCGGGUAAAGAGAAGAAGAGGAAAAGAACAGAGGGUGAGGUUUGCCUAUCCCCCGUUACCCCCUCAGAGAAGGAGGGUUCUAUAGAUGUGGAGAACUCAGAGGGUGACAAGGAGAAAAACUACAACUCCCAAGAUCCCCCUGACCUCCAGGACCUAGACUUCUCUCCCCAGGUGAAGAGGCUGCGGCUGCCCACCUCCACCCUCACCCGCAGCGCUACCCACAGCCCCAGGUCUCGUCUUGGGGGGAAACGGAGGUCCCUCCAUGGGGGGAGAGGCACCAGCAGCAGCCCCCUGGCCUCUCUGUUUACCCCCCGUCGGCUCUCUGAGAAAGGGACCCCGAAAUCAAGGUUGAGCCCCAGACCAGGACCACCAGAUCAGGGGAAGGGAGAUCAGUGGAGCUGUGGGGCCUGUACUUACUCCAACAGCAUCCUGCUCCUUUACUGUGAGGUGUGUGAGUCCCCACUCCACAGGCCCAGCACUGCUCCAGACACACAAUCUACAGGUUCCCCUGCUGUGUCCCCAGGCUCCAGGACUGAUCAGUCCACCCCUAGAGAACACACCUGGAUCGUCCUCUCUGGGUCGGACAGCAAGCAGGAGGACCCACCCUGUCCUGGUCCUGCCUCUCCCGGGACAACUGAACCACAGACGGACGGUCAAGAGAGAGGGCUGGAGGAGGAGAGACAGACAGAUGGUCAACAGAGAGAGCAGGAGGAGAGACAGACAGACGGGAAACAGAGAGGGCAGGAGGAGAGACAGACAGACGGGAAACAGAGAGGGCUGGAGGAGAGACAGACAGACGGGAAACAGAGAGAGCAGGAGGAGAGACAGACAGACGGGAAACAGAGAGCAGGAGGAGAGACAGACAGACGGGAAACAGAGAGGGCAGGAGGAGGAGAGACAGACAGACGGUCAACAGAGAGAGCAGGAGGAGAGACAGACAGACGGGAAACAGAGAGGGCUGCAGAGGAGAGACAGACAGACGGGAAACAGAGAGGGCUGGAGGAGAGACAGACAGACGGUCAACAGAGAGAGCAGGAGGAGAGACAGACAGACGGUCAACAGAGAGAGCAGAAGGAGAGACAGACAGACGGUCAACAGAGAGAGCAGGAGGAGAGACAGACAGACGGUCAACAGAGAGAGCUGGAGGAGAGACAGACAGACGGUCAACAGAGAGAGCAGGAGGAGAGACAGACAGACGGUCAACAGAGAGAGCUGGAGGAGAGACAGACAGACGGGAAACAGAGAGAGCAGAAGGAGAGACAGACAGACGGUCAACAGAGAGAGCAGGAGGAGAGACAGACAGACGGUCAACAGAGAGAGCAGGAGGAGAGACAGACAGACGGUCAACAGAGAGAGCAGGAGGAGAGACAGACAGACGGUCAACAGAGAGAGCAGGAGGAGAGACAGACAGACGGUCAACAGAGAGAGCAGGAGGAGAGACAGACAGACGGUCAACAGAGAGAGCAGGAGGAGAGACAGACAGACGGGAAACAGAGAGAGCAGGAGGAGAGACAGACAGACGGGAAACAGAGAGAGCAGGAGGAGAGACAGACAGACGGGAAACAGAGAGAGCAGGAGGAGAGACAGACAGACGGUCAACAGAGAGAGCAGGAGGAGGAGAAGCUCAAAGGCAAACAAUCACCAGGAGAGGACCAGUCAGGCCCUCAUGAGCACACUGAUGCCCAGACAGACAGUGUAUUUAGUCCUGCUGAUGGUGAUGCUACGGCCAGUCUCCCCCUGUACCCCAACAUGAAGUUCUGCGCCAGCAAGAACACUGAGCGUAUCUACCUUUACUCCCAGGAGGACAGUCCACUGCACUGGAAUUUCAUUCCUCUGGACAUUAAACUGGACAGCUGGGAGGACCUGCCUGAAGCCUUCAGACGCAGAGAGAACAGGACACAGAUAUUGAGGUUUGUCCAGCAGUGGAGCACUCUGACAGCCAUGAAGCAGAGACUGAUCCGCCGCAGUGGUCUCCUGUUCUGCAGCCCAGUCCUGGUCCUGGACCAACUGACCAGCACCCAGCGCAAACACAGCAGCACCAAGAGGUAUCUAACUAAAGAAGAUGUGUCCCAGGCCUCUCUCAGUAAGGCCCAGUGUGAUGGAGGAACUGUCCGCAUGGUCAACAAGGAGAUCUUCUUCACCAAGAGGAGAACUGCCUCUAUGUCACGGCCCAACACCUCUGCCUCCGUCCCAGAGAAACUGUACAAGACCAACCAUCCGAGGUGCACCCAGAGCCUCCGUGUUGGUGCUCCUGAGGGCCCGUCAGAGGCUGAAGCUGGGUACCUGCAGGUGCUGGACAGUGAGGGUCGACCCUUGUGUCUGUCCUGCCACAAGGUCUGUGGGUCCACAGGAGGAGCCUGGGACACCUGCUUCUGUAGCCAGACGUGUCAGGAGGAGUUCCAGCUGCGCUCCAGCCAGGCCUACAUGCGUGCCCGGGUACUGCAGACGGAGCAGGGGGUGUGUCAGAGCUGCGGCCUGCAAGCCCACCAGCUGUACCUGAAGGGGGACGCCCCGCCCACACACAGGAAGGAGAUGCUAGAGAACACCUGGCUGGCCCAGCUGUCACUCAAACAGCUGAAUGAGAUGAUCCGUGCCCCCGCGGAGGGUCAGUUCUGGCAGGUGGACCACAUCCGACCCGUCUACAGUGGGGGAGGACAGUGUUCCCUGGACAACCUACAGACACUCUGCACCGUCUGCCACAGAACCAGGACAGCUCAGCAAGCCAAGGACAGAAGCCAGAUGAAGAAAGGACUGGCAGCCUCCAAGGUGGCUUCAGACAUCACUCGCUUCUUCAUAAAGAAAUGAACAUUGAAACUAAAUGUUUUCCUCAACCAAGGAAGGAGGGAAAGUUGGAGGAGUACUGAGUGACAUAGGAAGGAUGUUUCUUCAGUGUGUUGUCAUCUCUGUGAAGAAGGCUACAUGUCACGGUUGGUUCUCAAUGCUGCCACUGAUGUCCGGGUUAUGGAUUCACCAGCAAUCCAAUGUAGAGGAACAUCGCCUCCUUCCUUUCAUGACAUCAUGUUCAAGUUGGAUCCUUGAGAGUGUUGAUGUGAACACUGUUCUUUCAGGGUUGAUUUUGUUGAGUUACCUGAAUAGAUUUUACUAAACAAUGCUGCCUGUAUCAAAUGCAAAUGUUCCAAAUGAGCAGCUCCGCUCCUUCCCAUGUUGUCCCCAAACCGUCAGCAGUGAGCCUGGGUUGAUUUAUAACGGGCUUAUCUAGCUCAGAUACAGGCUGAACUGAACCAAGCUGGGCAGGCUGCUGC